Symbiodinium pilosum is the source of this 591-nucleotide messenger RNA. Lineage: Eukaryota; Dinophyceae; Suessiales; Symbiodiniaceae. The record is from the annotation of a GenBank genome assembly.
AUGGCAAUCAAUGAGGCCGUACAGGAGAUCUUCCUCCCGUUGCAAGGAGAGGUGUGUGAUGCUUCUGCGACUGUCUUCCUUUGCGUGCUUUGCGUCAUUGGAUUUGCUGUCAGCUUCUUCGGAUAUCGGAUUUACAAGGUGGCCUUCCCAUUCUUUGCCUUCCUCGUGGGCUUUGGCCUGGAGGCGUUGGUAGGGUCGCAGUGGAUGAACGAGAUGCCGGAUGAGUCCACCACUGUAAAGAAGGUGAUCGUUCUCGUCUGCUGCGUUCUCUGGGGGACAGUGGCAGCGGUGAUAGCGCGAAAGUGCCAGAACAGCAUAGAGAAGGUGCUGGGCGUUUUGUUCGGUAUCUCCCUGGGACUAGCUGCAGCAGGCAUCCUACUGUACGCCUUCCAUAGGCCUCUGGAAAAAGCCAUCGGGGACGGCUACAAGGGUUGGGAGCAGUUCGGAGGGAUCACCGUGGGAGUUCCUUUGGCUUGUCUGACCGGCUACUUCUGCAGGACCUGGGUGAAGCACCUCAUCAUGCUUGUCACAGCCUUCUUUGGAGCGUGGACUGCGUGGCUGUGCGCUACCAGUCUUUUGAGGUGUGCAGAG